CUGUAACAUCGCGAGACUUUGCGAGAGUUCCGGUGUUGUGAUGAUGAACGUCUCUGCCAACAUGGCGGUCAGCAUCCGCGGCCGUCAGCCCCGGAGUGUACGGAUGAGAGGUCGGAAUGACAGCGGGGAGGAGAAUGUACCGCUGGAUCUUACGCGGGAACCGUCAGAUAACAUGCGUGAGAUCCUUCAGAACGUUGCCAAACCGCAUGGAGUUUCCAACAUGAGAAAGCUCGGCCACCUGAACAACUUUGUUAAGCUCCUAAACAGUGUUAACCACUGUGAAGAAAAACUAGGAUUUACAUAUGAGGAAAUUAUUAUUUGUCUGCGUGUGGCUUUGCUGAAUGAGGUGAAAGAAGUUCGUGCUGCGGGUUUGCGAGCGGUGCGGUAUCUGAUCCGAGAGAGCAGCGUUCUCCAGAAAGUUCUUCAGCUGCAGGUGGAUUACCUGAUCUCCAGGUGUAUUGACAUCCAGCAAAGUAAUGAGGUGGAAAGAACUCAAGCCCUCCGAUUGGUCAGAAAGAUGAUAACGGUGAAUGCGCAGCUGUUCCCAAAGUCGGUGACAAACUCUUUGAUCGCCGUGGCCAAUGACGGAUUGCAGGAGAGAGAUCGGAUGGUUCGAGCCUGUAUCGCCAUCAUUUGUGAACUUGCGUUGAAAAACCCAGAGGUGGUGGCCAAGCAGGGCGGUCUGAGCACGAUCCUUAAAAACGUUAUAGACUGUCAGCUGAGCCGCAUCAAUGAAGCCCUGAUUACCACCAUACUGCACCUGCUCAAUCACCCACAAACACGACAAUACCUGCGUGCUGAUGUCGAACUAGAGCAAAUUCUUGCACCGUACACAGACUUUCACUACAGGCACAACCCUGACACAGCGGAGGCGCAGAUCAAAGAGGACCGAGAGAGUCGGUUUCUGUCCAGUAAAAUGGCCAUCGUGGCUGCAUUUCGCUCGUGGUCAGGUAUUAUAAAUCUGUGUAAAUCAGGGAACUCAGGUGUCCAGUCUUUGAUUGGUCUGCUCUGUAUACCAAACAUGGAAGUCAGGAAAGCCUUAUUAGAAGUCAUGUAUGACAUCUUCAGAUUGCCUGUUCCUAUGGUGACGGAUGAUUUUGAGGAAGCCCUGCACAGUGUCGAUCCCAGCAGGUUUCAGGACAGCUGGAGGUUAUCCGAUGGGUUUGUAGCGGCCGAGGCCAAAGUCAUAUUGCCACAUCGAGCGCGGUCCAGACCGGACCUCAUGGAUAACUACCUGGCUCUACUACUGUCAGCCUUCAUCAACAGCGGACUACUGGAGGGUCUGGUGGAGGUGGUGACCGGCAGUGAUGGACAGAUAUCGGUCAGAGCUACUGUACUUCUCGGAGAGCUGCUACACAUGGCCAAUACAAUUCUUCCUCACUCUCACAGUCAUCAUUUGCACUGUUUACCCACACUGAUCAACAUGGCAGCUUCCUUUGACAUCCCUCAGGAGAAACGAUUGCGCGCCAGUGCUGCGGUUAACCACCUGAAACGUUUCCAUGAGAAGAAACGGCGCGGGCCCAGACCGUACAGCCUUUACCUGGAUCACAUCUUAUGCAGGACGGCCACUUCAACACACAAGAAGGAACAGCAUCAGCGCUCGAACAAAGAUAUCUUUAUUAUGAAGGAUACUGAAGAGGCGCUGAUGAUGAAUCUGAGAGACAGUCAGAUCCUCAAUCACAAACAGAACCUGGAGUGGAACUGGGUUCUUAUCAACACUAUACUGAAGUGGCCAAAUGUGAACCUUAAGAACAACAAAGAUGAACAAAUGCACAAGUUUGUGAGGAGGUUGCUGUAUUUCUAUAAGCCCAGCAGUAAGCUAUACUCCGCUCUGGAGUUGGAUCACGCUAAAUCCAGACAGCUGACGGUAGCGGGAUGUCAGUUCAUGCAGUUUCUCUUGGAUUCUGAGGAGGACGGUCAGAUGUAUUUAGAAGAGCUAGUGAAGGACGUUGUCCAGUGGCUCACCUCCUCCUCUGGGAUCAAACCUGAACGCAGUCUCCAUAGUAACGGCCUCCUCAACACACUUAGUCAGCACUACUUCCUGUUUCUGGGUACCCUGUCGUCACAACCAAACGGAGUCAAAAUGCUGGAGAAAUGUGGCGUGUUUCAAUGUCUUUUGAACAUGUGUUCAAUGAAAAACCAGGAUCAACUGCUGAAGUUAACCAUGUCAACGCUGGACUACAGUAGAGACGGACUCGCUCGAGUCAUUCUGUCUAAGAUCCUCACGGCAGGCACUGAUAACUGUCGUCUCUAUGCCACCAAACAUCUGCGUGUGCUGCUGCGAGCUAACGUUGAGUUCUUCAGUAACUGGGGGAUGGAGUUACUGGUCACACAACUUCAUGACCACAAUAAAAACAUUUCUAUGGAAGCACUGGACAUCCUGGAUGAAGCCUGUGAAGACAAGGCGAACCUGCACACUUUCAUUCACAUGAGACCAGCUCUGUCUCAUCUGGGGGAUAAAGGACUUUUGCUACUGUUGAGGUUCCUGUCUAUCCCAAAAGGCUUCACAUACCUCAAUGAAAGAGGAUACGUCAACAAAGAGCUGGAAAAGUGGCAGAAGGAAUAUAAUCUUAAGUAUGUGGACAUGAUUGAAGAACAGUUGAACGAAGCUCUGACGACAUAUCGCAAGCCUGUCGACGGAGACAACUACGUCCGUCGCAGCAACCAAAGGUUACAACGGCCAAAUGUGUUUCUUCCCGUUCAUUUAUAUGGGCAGCUGGUACAUGAUAAAACCGGCUGUCUCCUAUUAGAAGCACAGGGAGUCAUUCAGGAUCUCUGCUGUGCUGUUCGUUCUCCAGUGUUGGAUAAAUGGGAAGGCAUUAAACAACUGAAAGCUGUGCUUUGGGCUCUGGGUAACAUUGGCAGCUCUAACUGGGGGCUCAACCUUCUGCAGGAGGAAAAUGUGCUUCCAGAUAUCAUAGCUCUGGCACAGCACUGCGAGGUUUUGUCCAUACGCGGUACGUGUCUGUAUGUGCUGGGCGUGAUCAGCCAGACGAGGCAGGGCAGCGACGUGCUCAAGGUUUUAGGAUGGGACUCCGUACGGCACAGCCGCAGACAAAAGUGGCCCGUUGUCCCUGAAGAGGUGGACGCACCUCUGCCCAGUGAACUUUCAUCUGUGCCCAGCACGCUCAGCCUCACCUCGGAGUCCACCGGCUCACGGCACAACAGCGAGAGCGAAAGUCAACCGAGUUUUUAUUUGGAAGAUGGUCGCGAAGGGUUGGACAUGUACGACGACUCUUCGCUUUGCAUACACGCGAAACCUCCAAAGGACAGAAGCCCUUUUACCAUGUUGACCCCGUCGCACAUCAGAAACCGUUUUCUGAACUCUCUUUCUCUCCCCAUUAAAAAGGGGCGAAGCUCCGGUGACUCCAAAGGCACAACUAAUUCAGGAAAGUCACCCGAGGAGCUGAGGCUCAUCCGGAGAAACCGGACGGCAACCGAACCUUCGAACUACUCUCCUGGCCGCUCGUUUAAGAGCCGCAGUCAGAGCUUUAACACGGACACGACCACCAGCGGCAUCAGUUCCAUGAGCUCCUCGCCGUCCCGGGAGCAGGCCGUCGCCAUGGAUACGGACUGCGCCAGCCUCAACACGGUGGUGAGCGCCAAAACGGUGAAAAUGCAAGACUCGCUCAGUCCUUACUCUGGCCGCGGCCACAUCCCGUUGUCGAAGUCCAAUUCCACGUCCCUGGUUCCGCCCGGGUCGGCACACACGCUUCCCCGCAGGGCGCAUUCGCUGAAAUCCCCCUCUGUGGCCACCAUCAAUAGCCUAGUGGAUUGCAGCUAUAUGUACACGAGUCAACGUGAUGCGUUGGGCUACGACAUGCUGAAACGUCUGCAGCAGCAGAGGAUCCAUCCUUCUCUUUCCCACAGCGAAGCUUUGGCUUCUCCAGCUAAAGACGUUUUGUUUACGGACACGAUCACCAUGAAAACACGCAGCCUUGAUUCACGAUUCACCCCGCGCGGGUUUUUGAAAGCUUUAAGUUUUGCGUCUCUGGAUAAGGAGGACUUACUGAGUCCGAUAAGUCACGCCAGCCUGCAUCGCUCUUCUUCUCUGCGCUCUAUGGUACCCAACCCCACCUUUGGCUGCAGCGAGGAUUACAUCGGCCUCGCGUUGCCAAUGGACAUUAACCACAUAUUUCAGAUUAAAGAAACCUCAUAUUUCCAGAAGAGAACAAGCCCCCCUGCCGGAGAGAAAUCAUCCAGAUUUCUUUUUGGAGAAACUGAUGAGUCGUGUCGUGGUCCUGCCCUGAAGCAGCAGGUCAGCAUCACAGAGCUGUUAAACAGCAGCCGGUCAGAUCAGCAUCAUCUGUUGUGUGAUGAUGAGACUACAGGUUUACAGGAGCACACAGAUGAGAACUGCCUGUACUGCAGCGCUCUUACUGCACUCGGCUCAUACACAAACAACCAUCUGAAUAACACACACACUCGCACAGAUCUGUGUGAGGGUUUCACUGCGUGGCACGGUCAGCCAUCCCAUAAUCACCUGGAGGUGGUCGCUCAGUCUAAGUACUCUGGUGUGUCAGGCUGCAGUGAUGCAGCUGUGAGUCAGGGCUCGGCCAGCAGCACACCCAGCACUGAACUUAUACUGGGUGGUAAGGCAAUAUCUGAGGACGGACCUGCCUGCAGAGUCUUGUUAAGAAAGGAGGUUCUCCGAUUGGUCAUCAAUCUCAGCUCAUCAGUCGGUACCAAAGGCCAUGAAACUGGACUGCUCACGAUAAAGGAAAAGUUUCCAUAUGCGUUCGAUGACAUCUGUCUCUACUCCGAGGUCUCCUUCUUGUUGGCCAAUUGCAUGUUUCGUCUGGCUUCACGACGCUUCAUCCAGGAGCUCUUCCAGGACGUGCAGUUCAUUUCGUUGUACGAUGAAGCUGAAGCGGUGUUGGCUAAACCACCGAAACCUGUUCCAGCGGUGACUCCGGAGUCUUGAUACCUCCUACAAACUUUCUGAAACACCUCAUCGCUGUUAUGUCCCAUCCGUCCAUUUCAUCUUCCUUCAUCCCAUGCACACAAGGAAAUGGCGGACGGCAUGUAAACGUGGAGUGGAUGAAUGAAGAGGAUGAUCGCUCUGCUUCGUGUGUAAAAUAAUGAAGCACUUACUGGAAUAGACAUCGACUUUUGCACAGAAAAGAAAUUCGACAAACAAGCCCCUGCACUGUGUUUUUAUACGGGGAACAGUUUACCAAAUAAUGUCUUCAGGCUGUGAAAUGAAUGAGCGCUUUGAAUGGACAAAGACUACAAUUUUUAGUGGACAAAAAUGCUGUUUACAUUUUAAGGGUGCUGGAUGUACAGAUGAGAGGAAAUGUCUGUGAUCCGGUGUCUGUACAUGUCCUGAUGUUUCAGAUCGCCGUCAUGUAAACACUACAGAAAACUCAGCGGCAACUAGGAAUUUAUGAGAGAAAAGACAAAACAUGAAUUACACGAAUGCUAUUUAUUUUUUCGUCUUUUUUGUAUGCGUGUUUGGAUUUUUAUGACUUCCAGACAAUCAGAAUUCAGUAUUUUUGAAAAGUGCGUUCGAACUUGCGUUUUGUUGGGAAUCUGUCAUCUGAGUCGUCUUGUGAAACAUAUUUAUAAGCAGCACUGUUUGAAUUACAGACAAAGUGACACACGUGGACGUUGACACGCACAUUUACACAGCUGAUGGAAAUCUCAUUGUGGGAUUGGCAGUAGUGUUCAGAUAUUGUGAAUAUCACAAAACCUUUCAAGAACACAUUUGACACUGUAAAAAAGUUGGUUCAACUUAAAAAAGUAAGUUACCUGGUUAUCGUAAAAUUUUGAGUUUAUUCAACAUAAAAAUAUUAGUUGAAAAACUAUAUUUUUACGUUGCAUUAAUUAUAUUUUUAAGGCAACCAGAUAACUUACUUUUCUUAAGUUUAACCAACAAAUGUUCUUUGCAGUGUAUUUUACCCCCCAAUAAAACAAAUAAUAUGAGGAUGUAUAAAUAGUUAAAAGAAAAAUUUAAGUUGCAAUAAUAGAAAUAUGAUUUUCUUUGCAUUACAGUGAUCAAAUUGUCCUUUACUGUAAAAGUGAAAAGUUGGAUCAACUUAAGAAAAUAAUUUGAGUGGUAACACCUCAAAAUUAUUAUUUUUUUUACUUACGUUUUCUCAUUUUUCAGCUCCCCUAGAGUUAAACAUUUGAUUUCUACCGUUUUGGUAACCAUUCAGCUGAUCUCCGGGUCUGGCUGUACCACUUUUAGCAUAGCUUAGCAUAAUCAAAUGAAUCUGAUUAGACCAUUAGCAUCGCGCUAAAAAAUAAUCAAAGAGGUUUGAUAUUUUUCCUAUUUAAUACUUGACUAGGAACUAUACUUUCAUUCUGGCGUAAUAAUCAAGGACUUUGCUGCCGUAACAUGGUUGCCGCAGGUGCAAUGAUAUUACGCAGCGCCUGAAAAUAGUCCGCUGCUAUUGAAAGUUACUAAGGGGGAUUAUUUUCGGCUGUUGUGUAAUAUCAUUGCGCCGCCUGCAGCCAUGUUACAGCAGCAAAGUCCUUGAUUAUUACGCCAAAAUGGGAGUAUAGUUCCUAGCCAUAUCUGACUAGAAAAUCGCAACUUUUAAUUUUCCGUCGGUCUUAGUACACGAUGUAACUACAGAAGAGUCAAGUUUUAAACAGGAAGAAUAUAUCGAAACUCUUUGUUUUUUAGCGUGAUGCUAAUGGUCUAAUCAGAUUCAAUGGAUUAUGCUAAGCUAUGCUAAAAGUGGUACCGCCAGACCCGCAGAUCAGCUGAAUGGAUUCCAAAACGGUAAAAAUCAAAUAUUUAACUCUAGGGGAGCUGAAAAAUAAGCAUAUUUCAAAAAAAGUGGAGUGUCCCUUUAAAGUGAAACUAAAGUAAAAUUUUAAGUAAAAAAAAUUACUUUUUAAGGUGUUAUCAAUUGAAGUAAUUUUUUAAGUUGAUGCAACUUUUGACUUUUUACAUUGUGAUGCUAAAUAUAUUUUCUUACCAUUUUGGUUUUGGGGUGAAAUGUGACCUACAGUAUACUUCCUGGCUUCAUAUUCGGCAUGAUGUGAUAAUCUGCUUGCAAUACUCCAGUCUGAUGGUCCUGAACCGAGAUAAGCUUAAGAUUUAAAUGCUGAACACAACAGGAAAAGGAUAAACAUUUGCACGCAUAGUAUAGUUUUUGUGAUUAUUGGGUGUACCUGUCCGGAGUUCAUUACAACUCUAUUGAAAGCAUUUGUGACAUGCUGUUCAUAUCAUUUUGACUCUGUUUAUAGACCACCUGAAAUGUUGAUUGUUGUGCAUUUAAAAUAUAAUUCUUAUGAGGUGAACAGCGAUUGCCCCAUAGACUUUUAUUGUAAGUGCGUUACAGAAAGGGAGAUGAAUAUCAAAAUGUGUUAUAUUUCAUCACAGAAUCUAAAGAAAUUUGAUAUGUUUUGCAUAAAGUAGUGAUUGUGUAAGCUAAUUUUAUGGCCAGAAUGAGGUUAAGUUUCAUUAUUAUUAUGGUAAAAAUUAUAUAAUUACUCAAAAUGUGGUUUAUUUAGAUCUAACGAGAAUCACAAUUCAUAAAAACAAACUCAUAUUGAGAAUAUGGGAUGAAAAUAUCCUAAAUUGUCAUUUAAAUGCUACAAUCGUGGUGUUAAAAUAUACGCCAUACAAAAUAUUUGAUCUUUCUUCUUUUGAAUUUGAGGUGAAGCUUUUCAUAAAAUUUGCCAGCAUUUGAGAGACAAGUUUAAGCUUUGUUAAAAAGUGAAAAGAUGCUAAUAAUAAAAUUGACUUUUUAACCUUGACUAUGCCAGAAAUAUGAACGUGAUCUGUUAUCUGCAUUAUAUCAGUGGCAUGUACCUGGUGAAUCACUUUAAACUCUGCACUGAAGUUUUACAGAUAUUGAAACACUGUCAGAAAUGUCUACAUUUUGGGCGUCGUCAUAUGAGGUGCAUUGAAAUGUUUUGCAAGUUUUGUAAUCGCAUUCAUCAUGUUAGCAGAUUGUGAUAUUUUCCUCAUGUUCACACAAAGCACUGACUCAUCUUUCCUGUUUGCUCCUGUUCAAAGUGAUGUCUUGAUCGCAUGCCUAAUGAACACAAAUCCACACUUGCUUAUUUAUUAACCGUGAGAUCUCUGAAUCCAUGUUGUCUCAGUGCUGCUGUUGUGUUUGACUGACUGCUGAAGAGCGUAUCAUGUGUUUGACUUUUCUCUGUGGCCAUAGUGUCACGAGACAGAAAGAGGAGAAAAAUAUAUAUUUAUAUUUUUCCUAAAAGAUGAAAUGUGUAAUUUAAGACAUGUUUUUUGUCUGCGGUUUCCCUUGUAAAAUGUACAGUGUGUUUUUUUGUUUGGGCACUUUCGGCCCUGGAAAUCUUAGUCUUA
This is a messenger RNA of Misgurnus anguillicaudatus (oriental weatherfish), 8287 nucleotides long. It is a transcript of the gene rictora, whose product is annotated as RPTOR independent companion of MTOR, complex 2 a. Gene Ontology annotation, molecular function: protein serine/threonine kinase activator activity. NCBI's taxonomy places the organism in Eukaryota, Metazoa, Chordata, Actinopteri, Cypriniformes, Cobitidae. The record is from RefSeq and is a predicted model, not a curated record. Gene Ontology annotation, cellular component: TORC2 complex. Gene Ontology annotation, biological process: positive regulation of phosphatidylinositol 3-kinase/protein kinase B signal transduction; TORC2 signaling.